Molecule: messenger RNA, 1571 nt
Organism: Aethina tumida (small hive beetle)
Lineage: Eukaryota; Metazoa; Arthropoda; Insecta; Coleoptera; Nitidulidae
Product: pleckstrin homology domain-containing family F member 2
Exons: 7
Coding region: 138-926 (262 amino acids)
Cellular component (GO): early endosome
Molecular function (GO): phosphatidylinositol binding; metal ion binding
Source: RefSeq, a predicted model, not a curated record
UCUGUACGACAGUAACACCUUAUGAACUUGUACAACAAAAAAUAACCAUGUAUUUGGUGAUUUGAUACUUGACAGCUUGUGAUUGACGUUAUUAAGGUUUACGCUUUUGUAUUGUAGUAAAGCUUGUAAUUAUUGAAAUGGUGGACAAAUUAGUGAAUAGUGAAGCCAACAAUAGGCGGAUAUUGAUGGUAGAGAGUUGUUUUGGGACAUCUGGACAACCUCUACAAGUGCCAGGACGAGUCUUAGUAGGUGAAGGAGUAUUAACCAAAAUGUGCAGGAAAAAACCAAAACCUCGACAAUUUUUUCUAUUUAAUGACAUCCUAGUAUAUGGAAAUAUAAUUAUUAACAAAAAGAAAUACAAUAAACAACAUAUCAUUCCAUUAGAAGCAGUCAAGUUAGAAAGUUUACCUGAUGACAGCCAGUUUAGAAAUGGUUGGUUGAUUAAGACAACUUCCAAGUCUUUUGCUGUCUAUGCUGCAACAACAGUUGAAAAGAAUGAGUGGAUGGCUCACAUAAACAAAUGUAUAGAGGAUUUGCUGCGAAAAAGCGGUAAAAAAGCGGUGGAGGAGCACGCGGCCGUUUGGGUACCGGAUGGUGAAGCUCCCGUUUGUAUGCACUGUAAAAAGAGCCAGUUCACGUUGAUAAAUCGGAGGCAUCAUUGCCGUAAAUGCGGUGCGGUUGUUUGCGGACCUUGCUCAAACAAACGAUUCCUACUACCAAAUCAAAGCUCAAAACCGCUGAGAGUCUGCAUACAUUGUUAUGAAUCUUUGACGUCGGCUAAGAAUCAUAACGUCGCCGAGACGGUGCAGAGAGACCACCCAGAUUCGUCGGGAGAAGAAGACUCAGAUGAUGAUGACGUUCAACAAGGCCAAACUGAACCACAUGAUGUGCCGAAAUUCUAUGGUGAUGAGAAGCAUGGAGAAUAGCAGAUUCCAACAGCAAUAAUUAUGCACUUCCAUAUUUUAAAUAAUCAAUUCAACUAUUUUUAGUAUUGAAUAAUAUCUAUUUUUAAUAUGAUCACAAUCAAUAGUAACUGUAUAUAAUUUUUAUAACUAUGUAGAUAUUAAGAAUAUAAAACAGUAAUUUUUCAUUGAAAUGUGAGGUGCUAUUGUAUCGUUCUUUUUGUCGAAUUGGUAACAAUUGUAAAUAAUUAUAUUUAUUUAUUCGGUAUUUUGUUAUUUUUCUUAAUGUUUACAUAAGAAGUUAAGUAAUUUCAGAUAAAAAGUGUUUAUUAGCAAUGUUUUAAUUAUUCAAUAUAUAUAUAUAUUUUGAAGUAGAUAAAGUUGUUUCAUGACAAACAUAAUUUUACCAUUCUAAAGUAAUUGCAACGAAUUUACACACAGAAUUUUUUCUAAACAAAUUAUAUGGUGAAAUAGUGUUUACAGUUAAUUGAAUCGAAUUCAAUUUUAAAUUGCAACUGUGAUACGUUGGCCUAUAUCUAUUUUUGUAAUUGUAUAAAAAUAUUUAACCAUUCAUUAUUUUCUCCACGUCUUCAUAUUAUGUUUAUUCAUCACAUAAUUAUUGAAAUAAUAUUUGUUGAGAUUAUUGAAUCAUUAAAAUAUUUAUAUUGA